AUGGGUUUGAUCACAGGACUCUGUACUUUCUUGUACCACUUACCUCAGAUUUACAAAUGGCUGCUGAAGCCUUAUUAUAUCGCCUCGUUCUUCAUGACCGUCGCCUUCCUGUUGGUCCGAAAGGCUCCCGGUCUGUGCGAGUACCUGGCGACCCAGCGGGAGGACGGCAACUCCUGCGACUUCGACUGGAGAGAACUGGAGAUCCUCAUGUUUCUCAGUGCUAUAGUGAUGAUGAAGAACAGGAGAGCGAUCACUCUUGAGCAGCACAUAGGCAACUUGUUCCUGUUCAGUAAAGUGGCCAACGUCAUCCUCUUCUUCAGGCUGGACAUUCGGCUCGGCAUCCUUUACGUGUCGCUGUGUGUCGCAUUCAUCAUGACCUGUAAGCCACCUCUCUACAUGGGCCCAGAGUACAUCAAGUACUUCAGUGACACGACCAUAGAUGAGGAGCUGCAGAGAGACAGUCGAGUCACCUGGAUUGUUGAAUUCUACGCCAACUGGUCCUCUGACUGCCAGUCUUUUGCUCCUGUCUUUGCCGAUCUGUCUCUCAAGUACAACUGUCCUGGACUCAGGUUUGGGAAGGUGGACAUCGGGCGCUAUGGAGAGGUUUCACAGAGGUACAGGGUUAGUACUUCUCCUCUGGCUAGGCAGCUACCCUCACUCGUGCUUUUCCAAGGAGGGCGGGAAAUUAUGAGACGUCCAAUGGUGGACAAUAAAGGCAGAGCUGUGUCUUGGACCUUCAAUGAGGAGAACAUUAUCAGAGAGUUUAACCUCAACGAGCUCUUCCAAAAAUCUAAGAAGCUGAACAAAGGUCACGGCUUGAAAGAAGAGGAGCAGAACGGCUUUCAGCCAGAAGAGGGCGGUGACGAGCUCCAUCCUGAAACCGACAACCCAGAGGAGCCCACAGAGAGCAAGAAAGACCAGUGAGCUGAAGAGGAUGAUUCAGAGAGGGGCUGCAUAAAGUCGUUCAUUUUCUUCUGACAUUGCCAUAUCUUACAUUAUUCCAUAAUAAUGUCCAUAAUAAUGAUGGCAUGGAAAAAGGGAAAAUAGCGUCAUGCACUACUAGAUGUCAUCUCUAUGGUUAACCUUUACUGUGGCGAAUAGAUACCCUAAAAAGCUGGACCACAUUUCCCUGGUCUGACUGGGUAUGAUGCAGCGUGGUUUGCAGCCAUGCAAAAGAUAAGUAAUGAUUUGUGGAUAUUUUAUGACAGAAUGUGACAUUCAGGAGGUUGUAUUGGCAGAAACUGAAUCAAAGGUAUGUUUUCAUUAGUGUAAGAAUUCUUCUCAUUACCUUGGAAUCGGACGUUUUUUAAUCUACGGGGGAGCGGGUCCUCUUCCACAGAGGCCACCAUGUUGAACCACCAUGUUUCUACAGUAGCCCAGAACAAACCAAACACUGGUUUUCCAUGAGUUUUAACCGCCACAGUAUUUUCUCCCACACUCUUGGAAGGCUGAGCUGUAUUCAAAUGGUUGCAGUCUGCAGCUUCACCGCUAGAUGCGUCUGAAUCCUACACACUGGAUGAUCUGGGAAUUGAUGCCUUUUUUGUAAUGAUUUGUAAUGUUUUUUGGCAACUUUUAGAACCAGCUCAUCACUGCAUGUAAUCCUUUGUGGUCUGUAUUUUGCAACUAGUGUUUACUGAUGUCUCACAUUUCAAAACCAAAGUAAAAGAUGAGAAAACCGAAAUAAUAAAAAAAAGUGUGAACAAUUAA
Molecule: messenger RNA, 1707 nt
Organism: Dicentrarchus labrax (European seabass)
Lineage: Eukaryota; Metazoa; Chordata; Actinopteri; Moronidae
Gene: tmx2a
Product: thioredoxin-related transmembrane protein 2a
Exons: 8
Coding region: 1-924 (307 amino acids)
Biological process (GO): brain development
Cellular component (GO): membrane-bounded organelle
Molecular function (GO): disulfide oxidoreductase activity
Source: RefSeq, a predicted model, not a curated record